AUGUCCGUCAAUGACCGUCGCGCCAGCCACAUGAACGCUCCACGACCCCGCGUUGCGUCCAAUCGCGUCGGCGAUGCCGAGCGACACGCUCUGCGCAGCGGCGCCUCCCCAUUGCAGUCGGAUAAUGCAGGCCACCGGGGCAGCACGUCCAGCCAGAAGAAUAGAAUGCCUCGCGAACAACAGAACAUGGCCAGCGAGAAACGCUCCGAACGAAUGACGAUCCACUCGAAGGAACGGUCGCAGACUCGGACUCGAAAUCCGGUUAAGGAGUCUUCUAGUGCUGGGAACAGGGGGGAAUGGGAGAGAUCACGGUCAAAACGAGGCGUGCAGGGGGAUAUUGCGGCUUCUCAAGCUAGAAAUCAGGAGAAGGAACCGGAGGAAGUACCCUGGAACCCUCAUGCCUCCCUGAUGCCUCAUUCAACCGCGCCUUUGGCGACACGAGUAUCGGUUGCGCCGUUAGCCUCCACGCUGCCUCAAUCACUUCAACCCACGCCGCUCCGAGAACUUUCCGUGGAUACGCAAGAGAAGGCCUUACUAGACGAUCUGUUAUUCGUGUUUAUGGGAUUUGAGGGCCAGUACAUCCACUAUCACAGCAACUACGACCCUGCUGUUGAAAAGGACCGGUUAACUGGGCCCGUUUUUCAGCUACCUUCGGGAUUGGAUCCAACCUUGAGAGACCUGACCUUAUCGAUGUUGAAGAUGGCGACGCAUUAUAGUGCGCUGGAAGCAUUUGUGGAGGUCCAAAGUCGUGCAGAAUUUGGAGCAGUCAGCCAUGCUUUGUGUGCCACGAUUCGCAAGAUCCUGAAGGAUUACCUGAUUCUCAUUGCGCAGCUCGAAAGCCAGCUUCUUAACAAUCCCAGUUUCACUCUGCAGCUCCUUCACCUACACACCAUGCCAACUAGCCAAUGCCUCGCUCAACUCCAUUCCAUGGGCCAGGAGUUGCUCCGCCGGAAUGGACUUUUAGACCAAGACCUUGACGAGUCGAUCGAUGACUUUGACGACGUGGAUAAUAUCCUGGAGCAGCUGAAAGAAGGUGGAGACUUGGUUCCCGGUGCCAUGUCUAGCAAGAAGAUAUGCAAGGGUGGUAAUGUGCUACGGCUCCUUACGGAGCGAUUGGCUACGUAUUCUGGGGACCCAACCAGCAAGGCUCUUUUAGAGCGGCUGCUUCGUGAUGCGAGUCGGCCAUAUAUGACGAUGCUCAACGAGUGGUUACAUCAUGGUGGGAUCAAAGACCCUCACGCCGAGUUCCUUGUCAAGGAGCAGAAGUGGAUCAAGCGAGAGAAGCUCGAGGAAGAUUACACGGACGAAUACUGGGAAAAGCGGUACACGAUUCGCGAUAAUGAGGUUCCUCCUCAACUGGACAGUGUGCGGGACAAAGUCCUCCUGGCUGGUAAAUACCUGAAUGUCGUCCGAGAAUGCGGUGGUGUCGACGUGAGCAAAGAGGUCAAGGAUGUACCCCAAACACUCGACGAUCCCAGAUUCCUGGACAACGUUAACGCCGCCUAUACCUACGCCAACGCAUCGUUGUUAAACCUCCUUCUCACCAAAAACUCGCUCACUACCCGCUUCCGCUCUCUCAAGCACUAUUUCUUCCUCGACCGCUCCGACUACUUUUCCUUCUUCCUCGAGAUUGGCGGGCCCGAAUUACGCCGGCCCGCCCAAGCGGUCAACGUAUCUAAACUGCAAUCCCUUCUCGACCUGGUGCUUCGGCAACCGGGCAGUAUCGCGGCCCAGGACCCGUUCAAAGAAGAUGUCAAAGUUCGGAUGAAUAAAGUCGGACUUACGAAAUGGCUGAUGCAAGUAGUGAGCGUCUCAGGUAUUGAUCAGGACAACCCCGAAGCAGGGAUGCAGGUUGCCCAGUCGCAUGUCGAAGAUGACAAGAACAUCAACGGGUUUGAGGCUCUUGAACUGGACUACUCGGUGCCCUUCCCUCUAUCUCUUGUUAUCAGUCGCAAGACCGUGCUCCGAUACCAACUCGUUUUCCGACAUCUCCUAUCUCUCCGCCACCAUGAAAAUCUACUUGUUGGUUGCUGGCUCGACCAGAGCAAGUCCACUUGCUGGCGGCAUAAAUCCUCAGACCGAAGGGUUGAGGUGUGGAAGCGCCGGGCGUGGAGUCUGCGCUCAAAAAUGCUUAUCUUUGUGCAACAGCUGCUGUACUUCUGCACGGCAGAGGUGAUCGAACCCAACUGGCAGAAUCUGAUGGACCGAGUGAACGGGGCCGAUGCGCAGGGGUCAGAAGUGACCGUGAACGGUAUCAAACAAGCUAACCGGACCGUGGAUGAGCUGAUGCAGGACCACGUCGACUUUCUAGAUACCUGUCUGAAAGAAUGCAUGCUCACACAGGCGAAGUUAUUGAAGAUCCACUCCAAAAUCCUAAUGUGCUGCAACAUGUAUACAAGCUGGGCUGCGUCGGCAGUCGGACGAGGACUAUACUUGGCUGACCCCGAUCUCGCCGGUAAGGCCCCCAGCUCUGAUCCGCGCGGAUAUGAUCCAACACGUAUAGCAAAACUUGAAGAAAGUCUUAAGCGAUACGAGGAUCAUUUCACCCGCCACCUGCGGAUCUUGAUGGACAGUCUCAACUACUAUGCGGCGACAGAAAGUGUCGUCCUGCUCAAGCUGGCACACGUCUUGAACUCAAUCACCAAAGAAGACGGUCCUGUCUGA
Messenger RNA from Aspergillus melleus, 2664 nucleotides. RefSeq names its product gamma-tubulin-complex subunit SPC97 (gene alp4). Gene Ontology annotation, cellular component: gamma-tubulin small complex; spindle pole; equatorial microtubule organizing center. Gene Ontology annotation, molecular function: microtubule minus-end binding; gamma-tubulin binding. Gene Ontology annotation, biological process: spindle assembly; cytoplasmic microtubule organization; meiotic cell cycle. NCBI's taxonomy places the organism in Eukaryota, Fungi, Ascomycota, Eurotiomycetes, Eurotiales, Aspergillaceae. The record is from RefSeq and is a predicted model, not a curated record. The transcript has 4 exons. Bases 1 to 2664 code for a protein of 887 amino acids.